GUUCCCUACAAAAUGUUUGACCUUCUCCUCACUUGGCUUUUCACUCAUCCGAGAAAUUUGCUCAUCGAAGUGCUACGCCAAUAAUCACAGUGCCAUGUCCUCUCCUCCUGCGCCUGCACCAGUCUCAUCGUCUGAGCGGGCUACUCAGACAUCGCCUUCAGUUGCAGAUGCAAACACGCCAGAACAACCGCUUGAGCCGGCUGCCCCCCCUCAACUUGAUCAUGAAACAGUAGAUGACGAUGAUUCUGCCUUGAGCGCCGGAGUCGACUCAUCGACGGCAUCUGUUGCUUCGAGUAUCUUGGAGUACCGAAAGUUCAAGGGAAGGUCGUAUCAUUCUACCUACCACGAUAGCAGCUAUCCGAUUCCCACUGACGAGCAGACCCUCGAGAACUUUGAUCUAAUGCACCACUUCUUGACACUACUCACUGACGAUAAGCUGUAUCUGGCACCUAUAAAGGACGAUGUUCAGAAAGUACUAGAUGUUGGUACGGGAACAGGAAUUUGGGCAAUAGACUAUGCUGAUGAGCACCCAAAUACCGCUGUCAUCGGUACAGACUUGUCCGCUGUACAGCCAGACUGGGUGCCCCCCAAUCUCAAGUUCGAGAUCGAUGACUGCACUAAGCCCUGGACUUGGAACGCAAAUACCUUUGACUUUGUGCAUAUGCGUUACUUGUUUGGUGCUAUUCGAGACUGGACUGCACUCUUCAAAGAGGCAUACAAUGCAGUCAAGCCAGGAGGCUGGGUCGAGUCCUGCGAGUCCGAGCCCAUGACACAUAGCGACGAUGGCACCGUGACCAAUGACGGAUUAACCGCUCUGGGAGGAACCUGGGAUAAGAUGUUCAUUGAGGGAGGCAAAGCAACCGGAUGCUCUUUGUCUGUCCUCACGGAAGAUCUCCAGAUGAAGGCUAUGAAAGAAGCUGGCUUCGUGGAUAUCCAGGAAACAUUCUACAAGGCAAGUGAAGAGCCUUUUUUUAUUCUUACUGUCCUAACUGGCCGUACCUGGACAGAUCCCGUUCGGUUCAUGGCCCAAAGAUCCCAAGAUGGCGGAGAUCGGCCAGUAUGCGAAGCUCAGUCUAGAAUCCGACCUUGUUGGUAAGUCUUCGCCAAUGUCUCAAGAGAGUGGUAAGCAAGAAGGACUACUGACGUGUAUCCCGUAGGUUAUUCACAAAUGAUUUGGCAUGAAGUUCUGAAGUGGCCAGCCGAGGAGUAUCAGAUUUUCCUCAUGCAGGUACGAAAGGAUCUUAGGAACAAGAAACUUCACCCUUACUUCAAGGUUCGCUUUGUCUGGGGCCGCAAACCUGAGACCGAACAGAAGUGAGCGUCUCAGAAUAACCAAAAGAGGGGUGUUUGUUUUGGGGGAGUAACUAGUACUGCAGAUGGUGAUAAACGCUGGGCUGUCCAGAUCAGAAAAUCAACUACAGACAUUACAGAUUACACUAUCAUGAUUUCAUGGCUCUGAAGAUCUCAGCAUGUUGCAAGAAUAAACAAUCUUUUCUGAUAUCAUGCGCUUUCCAGUUG
Molecule: messenger RNA, 1518 nt
Organism: Fusarium oxysporum Fo47
Lineage: Eukaryota; Fungi; Ascomycota; Sordariomycetes; Hypocreales; Nectriaceae
Product: S-adenosyl-L-methionine-dependent methyltransferase
Exons: 6
Coding region: 95-1096 (333 amino acids)
Molecular function (GO): methyltransferase activity
Source: RefSeq, a predicted model, not a curated record